AAACAUUUCUAUUUUUAAAGUAGUAUCUAAAAAUAAAAUAUUUAUAUUUUUAUGCCACUUUAUCAGAUAAAUGAGCAUUCAGUUUGGUUUAAAUUUCACACAGCAACCCUUUGUUCAAUUAUUAUUCUGAAUAAAUACAAUAACACAUGCUUUAAAACAAACACGAUUCUUCUCAAAAACUUCUUGUAUUGUGAUAUUUGCUUGUAUUCGUUUAAUAAAUGUUUUCCUGCUAAAUAAAUACCUAAAGAGUGUCUUAAAUGUGCGCAUUCAAUUACCAAAGGAACUAUAUUUCAGAGAAAUUGUAUUUUAAAAAGAGCGGGAAAGUAAAACCGCAGUACAAUGGGUGCAUUAAAUUCAAACAUUAGGCUGUGGGUGGGGCUACCGUCUUACCCACUUUGAUUGGCUCUCUCACGUCUUAGCCAUACCAAUCAGAUCCAUUCAUGGUAUGUCCAAUGAAGACACCCAAUCAGCACCGUGAGCCUGUAGUUUUUGAAAAUUAGCAUGGACAGAAAAUAAAUACUUCUUCACCAGAGCAGAUCGUUACACACUUUGUUGUUCCGUCUUGAGUAAUCAUGCCUGAACCAGCGAAGUCCGCACCUAAGAAGGGGUCCAAGAAGGCCGUUACUAAAACCGCAGGAAAGGGAGGCAAGAAGCGCAAGAGGUCCAGGAAGGAGAGCUAUGCUAUCUACGUCUACAAGGUACUGAAGCAGGUUCAUCCUGACACCGGGAUUUCCUCUAAGGCCAUGGGCAUCAUGAACUCUUUCGUCAAUGAUAUUUUCGAGCGUAUCGCCGGUGAGUCCUCUCGUCUCGCUCACUACAACAAGCGCUCCACCAUCACAUCGAGAGAGAUCCAGACCGCCGUGCGUCUCCUGCUGCCCGGUGAACUCGCCAAACACGCCGUGUCUGAGGGAACAAAGGCCGUCACCAAGUACACCAGCUCCAAAUAAAUCUGUUGAAGCUUUUAACACCACAAAGGCUCUUUUAAGAGCCACC
Molecule: messenger RNA, 993 nt
Organism: Misgurnus anguillicaudatus (oriental weatherfish)
Lineage: Eukaryota; Metazoa; Chordata; Actinopteri; Cypriniformes; Cobitidae
Source: RefSeq, a predicted model, not a curated record